Anarrhichthys ocellatus (wolf-eel) is the source of this 779-nucleotide messenger RNA. RefSeq names its product apolipoprotein D-like. Bases 79 to 651 code for a protein of 190 amino acids. Gene Ontology annotation, cellular component: cytoplasm. The transcript is spliced from 5 exons. The record is from RefSeq and is a predicted model, not a curated record. NCBI's taxonomy places the organism in Eukaryota, Metazoa, Chordata, Actinopteri, Perciformes, Anarhichadidae. Gene Ontology annotation, biological process: brain development; tissue regeneration; response to reactive oxygen species. Gene Ontology annotation, molecular function: lipid binding.
CACACAUGUGUGGGCUUUAGUAAACACUCAGAUGGCUUGAAGUCAAUAAAAGCGGGAAGAUGCAGUCGUGUUGAUAAGAUGAAGGCCAUGCAGGUGAUUUUCUUGACUCUGCUGUCUGUUCUGGCAGCCAGCGCUCAGGUGUUUAAGUUCGGCAAAUGUCCCAAACCAGCUGUUCAGGCCAACUUUGAUGCUUCCCAGUACAUUGGUAAGUGGUAUGAGAUCAAGAAGCUGCCAACAUUCUUCCAAAAAGGCGAGUGCGGCACUGCCACCUACAGCCUGAAGAGUGCUGGAGUCAUCGGGGUCCUCAACAGUGAGCUGCUUGACGAUGGAACCAUUAAUUCUAUCGUCGGCUCUGCCGAGGUCAAGAACCCCUCUGAGCCUGCCAAGCUGGAGGUCUCCUUCUUUGAAGGAACUCCUCCUGGUCCCUACUGGGUGCUGUCCAGCGACUACGAGGGUCACGCUCUGGUCUACGGCUGCGUCGACUACGGCCUGUUCCGCGCGGAGCUCUCCUGGAUCCUGAGCAGAGAGCCCACCCUGCCCGAGGAGACCCUCGAGGAGCUGCACGGCAUCCUGACCUCCGUCGGAAUCAACGUGAACAAGAUGGUCCCCACCAACCAGGAUGAGACUUACUGCAGCGCCAUGAACCAGUAAACAGAGAUACUCUGUUUCAGCCUCUACAGGACUGAGACAGGGCGACUUGGAUCCAUGACGAGAUAAAAAACAGCUGUAUGCAGUGUGUGCUGCGCCUCCUCGCCCUGUAGAUACCUUAUGUCAUUGCA